AGUUUGUAGCAUGUUAAUUUGGUUAUUCUCAAUAUCCUCCUUGUUUACACGAAAGCGACAGGUGUGGGUUGAGACAGCUAUCGGCCCUGGCCCUCCAGGGUCAUCUCUGCACUCCAAUCCACGUUUGAAUCGAGCUUGUGUUACUGUUGCAGCAGUCUGAACCUGCAUGCAAAUGCACAGAAGUAUGGCCUAGAGACUACCGUGAAAUCCCAAGCAAGCCUCCCCCCCCCCCUACAAUGAAAGAUAAUCGGACAAGAUUUGGAGGGGGGCCCUUGCUCGGUCGCGGACCGAAAUUCAAGAUGGCGGCGGAAGAGCCUCUGGGAAGCAUGCACACCUGUGCUUCUGAUGAAAUGCUUUAUUGAAUACAAAUGCAUUUACUGUUUUUACUGAACUGGAGGGAACCCUUGUGUCAAAUUUCAUGUGUAUGACAAGGGGGGAAAGGCGGUCUUCAAAUAUUCGUGGAAACUGAGAAUGCAACCCUGAGGCACCACAGAGUAAACAUACUAAGAAAUCAUGCACAUAUCUAAAGACUCUAAGAACUUAGGUUCCUAGGAACUGCUGCUGCAGGAUUCUGUGGCGGAGAAGAGGUUGAAAAAAGAAACGGCGGAAGAGGGGGGGCACUUGCUUGGUCGUUGGCGCAUGUUUCAAAUGUCCCGAAAAUGGGAAGGGGGCGCUUGCUCGGAAUUUUACGGUAGUAUUGAAGCCUGGUCUUCGCAACUGUGGGGGCUGCACCAUGGAAUAAAAAUCAGUUCCUCUCUUCUGUUUGCAGACAGAUUGAUAACCAGCCCCAACCACACACUCAGUUCAACCUGCCAUUCUUUAUACGUUAACCCGACAACUGGUUCCCUGCCCCUACGAAGUGACUCAACCCGUCCCCGUCGAGUUUGUGUAGACACUUCUAACAUUAGGCAGCCCCCGGCAAGGAUCAAGUUGCGGUACACUAAGCUGCCACCCGUCUGGCAUGAUUCUCUCUCUCCCGCAGAAGUCAUGAGCCGAGUGGAGAUGGCUCGCGCCGCCGCCGUUGCCGUGGCGUCGUGCCCCGACGCCCGCGACUGCCCCAUGUGCGAAUACGUGGCCACGACGCGGUCGUCGCUCAUCAUCCACAUGCGCAAGCACACCGGGGAGCGGCCCUAUCGCUGCCACCUGUGCCCGGCCGCGUUUGCCAAGAGUAGUGACCGCAGCCGCCACUUCCGCACCCACCAACUGCACAAGCCCUUCCACUGCGGCAGCUGCGGCAAGUCGUUUGCGCAGAGGGUGACGCUACUCUCGCACAGGUGCCUGCACACUGCCGCCACGGGCUUCAAGUGUCAGUGCCAGAAGUGCCUGCGACUGUUUGCCAAUGCAGCUUGUCUCAAGGAGCACGCUCGCGAGUGUGGGAGUGAUGCGGCAGGGCACCUAGACUAUUUUAUUGCUCUUUGCCUGUGCUUUCUCACUGCUUCAUUCCAUGAACACAGUGCGUUGUUUGAUGAGAAUCUCAGGUUCAUCACUCAUAGAAAGAUCUCCAUUUCUGCCUACUCACUUUCCUUUCGAAUCUGUCAUUCCUUAUUCCUUUUAAUCUCUUACGUAAACAUGACUGACAGUGUAAGAACUACUUAUCGUAUCAGGGAGCCAGUUUUCUCGCAAGUCUCGAGCAACACAAAAAGAUGCCUUGCAGAGGUUCAUGGUUUUGUCUGUUUCUUUAACCUUGCAGUGAAAGAACCUCCUCCGACCACGGAUGCAUCGCCGUGCCUCUACCGCAAGCUCGGCCCCCGACGCAAGUGCCUCCUAUGCAACUUCGUCACUGAUGCCUCCGGUGACAUCUCCACCCACGUGCAGGUGCACAGUGUCGAGCCAUCCCGUCUUUUCAUUCGUUUGGAGCAAUGCUGGCAGUGCCUAGUCUGCAACCGCUACGCGAAGAGGGCUGCCACUAUGGCCAUUCACAUGCGCACGCACACAGGCGAGAAGCCAUAUGAGUGUCACCUGUGUCCCUAUGCUAUGAGCUCCUCCAACAUGGCGGUGCACCUGCGGAAGCACACAGGCGAGAAGCCAUACCAGUGUUCGCACUGUUCCCGGGCCUUCGCGCACUCGAGCAACCUUCGUACCCACGAAUUCACUCAUUGGAACAAAGAGAUGUUCAAAUGCCUCGUUUGCACGUCUAAAUUCAAACGCGAGACGAACUGUCGCGUCACAUGCGCGGACACGACUAGACAUUGUUCAAGAGCUGGAAGCAAAAAGGAAGAGUGGGCAACCUUCCGUACUGCUUACACCCUGUGUACCAUUUUUCCAGGGACGAGCGAAGCCAGUGCCCCAUCGAUGUUCACCAUUGUGGACAAAGUGCGCCUGUGCAACCUGUGUAACUAUGCUACAAAGAGCUCCUACAACAUGGGAGUACACCUGCGGACUCACACGGGCGAGAAGCCCUACCAGUGUUCUUUCUGUCCACGUGCCUUCGCUCACCCAAGCAACCUGCGCACCCACGUGCAUACUCAUUUGAACAAAGAGAUGUUCAGCUGCCUCACUUGCAGCUGCGUAUUUAAGACACAGACUGAACUGCUGCAGCAUGCAUGCAUACAUAGGUAGACGUUUCACAGCUCGAGAAAUAAGAUUAUUGCUGGAGAAAGCACUCUGGGCUCAUUACGGGAAGAUCCGUCUGAACUGUAGACGAAAUGUGGCAAGUGUUAUUACACACAUGCAAAAGAUUGCCAUUGCUGUUGCAGUAGUGGCCGCACCUAGCCUCUUCACAGCCUCUUGUGAUAUACAAGGCAGGAUAUGCAGAACUAUUGCUUAAAUACAUGCAGCUGUGAUGCAUGCCCUUCAAAAGGAGCAGCCUUUCAUGUGAAUAUUUCUCACUGGGAUUUGAAGGUAUGACUGAGCUGUAUGUUGAUAAACAAGAGUUGGUGUACUGCAUAGAUGUAAGGUAUGCGGCAGGCAUAGUCUGGCAACUUGUUAGCUGUGUAAAGAUCAGCACACUGCAUGUAUGCUACGGGAGAGUCUGCUGCAUGUGGCUGACCUCAGCAGCA
This is a messenger RNA of Rhipicephalus sanguineus (brown dog tick), 2999 nucleotides long. RefSeq names its product zinc finger protein 883. NCBI's taxonomy places the organism in Eukaryota, Metazoa, Arthropoda, Arachnida, Ixodida, Ixodidae. Gene Ontology annotation, cellular component: nucleus. The transcript has 5 exons. Gene Ontology annotation, molecular function: DNA-binding transcription factor activity, RNA polymerase II-specific; RNA polymerase II transcription regulatory region sequence-specific DNA binding. Gene Ontology annotation, biological process: regulation of transcription by RNA polymerase II. The coding region runs from base 640 to 2559 and encodes 639 amino acids. The record is from RefSeq and is a predicted model, not a curated record.